CUGUUGCUUCUUUACUUUUUCUCUCUCACUAUUUUUCUAACCCUAACCCUAAUUGUUCUCUUCCCCUACUCUGACAAUUGAAUUCCCCCUUUUUCACUUGCCGAUUAACAAAUCUACCCCCCCUCCGAGAUUCGUUGUUCGAUUCACUUCACCUUGAAUCCAUUUUUGCCUCGAGAUAAAUGGAAAAUAGCACUGGACUAUUUUACUUCUGAAGCUCCGAAAUAUAGGUAAAAAAACCUCCGAGCUGUAGAGGAGGAUGGCAGAAACUUUGUCUAGCUUCUGGGGUCCAGUCACAUCUACCAAAGAGUGUUGUGAAACAAAUUAUGCACAUUCCUCUUACAUUGCAGAAUUCUAUAACACUAUAUCCAAUGUUCCGACAAUUCUUUUGGCUCUCAUUGGUCUUAUAAAUGCAUUAUGGCAACGGUUUGAGAAAAGAUUCAGUGUUCUUCACCUAUCAAAUAUGACACUUGCCAUUGGAAGCAUGGUGUACCAUGCCACACUGCAGCGUGUGCAACAGCAAGGCGAUGAAACUCCUAUGGUAUGGGAGGUGCUGCUGUACAUAUACAUCCUCUACUCUCCAGAUUGGCAUUACCGCAGUACAAUGCCCAUAUUCCUCUUUCUGUAUGGUGCUGGUUUUGCCAUUGCCCAUUCAGUGCUCAAUUUUGGUAUUGGCUUCAAAGUGCAUUAUAUCAUUCUAUGCCUCCUCUGCGUUCCCAGGAUGUACAAAUACUACAUUUACACUCAAGAUGUUACUGCCAAGCGGCUCGCAAAGCUAUUUGUAGGCACUCUUGUCUUUGGCAGUUUGUUUGGGUUCAGUGAUCGUGUUUUCUGCAAGGAGAUUUCCCGUUUGCCUUUCAACCCUCAGGGUCAUGCUUUGUGGCAUGUUUUCAUGGGUUUCAAUUCCUACUUUGCAAACACAUUCCUAAUGUUUUGCCGUGCUCAACAGCGUGGAUGGUCUCCUAAAGUUGUUUAUUUAAUGGGGUUUUUACCUUACGUGAAGAUUGAGAAAUCAAAAAGCCAGUGACAGAUAUACGUGGGAAAAGAAGGAAGCUUUUUUUGUCAUGAUACAUUUUGGCUAGAUAAGCUGUUAGCAAACCUGUGUUCUCUUACUCUUUUCUCCCCUUCACUUGUGUGGUUAGAUUGGCUUAAAAGUGAUGAUUGAUUAUUUACAUAUUUCGUCUUAGAAAUAGGACCUGUAACAUAUUUAUGCCAGUGGUACUCUUAAGCGUGGACUUUUCUUAGCUUUAAAUUUGUGAUGACACCCGAAAACAUAAUUUUGCUUACUGGUUGUUGAAUUAAUCCUCCUCACAUUCUACAUGUAAUGUCUUGUGUAACCCUUUUUGGGUUUAUUUUUUAGUAUUACUAACAGUAUGCAGUUUGCUGUUGUUUUCUAUUGGAGAUUUUUCUCUUCCGAAGUCA
Molecule: messenger RNA, 1419 nt
Organism: Lotus japonicus
Lineage: Eukaryota; Viridiplantae; Streptophyta; Magnoliopsida; Fabales; Fabaceae
Product: alkaline ceramidase-like
Exons: 3
Coding region: 257-1024 (255 amino acids)
Biological process (GO): response to salt stress; ceramide metabolic process; defense response to other organism
Cellular component (GO): membrane
Molecular function (GO): hydrolase activity, acting on carbon-nitrogen (but not peptide) bonds, in linear amides
Source: RefSeq, a predicted model, not a curated record